AUGCUAUGCUCCAGAGGCUUGUUUGGCUUGAGAGGUCUACACGUGCCUCAAGACUGGCAAACAAUUAAGCACCAGACACUCAAAGCGUGCAAUGAUCUGGUAUACAAGAUCCUCUCUAACCGCGAAGGCAGCGUGCUCCAGGAUUUCGACGAGCUCUCAGACACUCUCUGCCAGGUACUCGAUGCUUCCGAACUGGCUCGGAACGUAUCAGCGGAGCCUGAACACGUGGAGGCGAGCGAGAGUGUGUUUAGGGAACUCUCUCAAUACAUGCAAGAGCUGAACUGUGACGAGAAUCUGUGUGGAGCACUGCUCCGCAAGCAGGACGCAGUAACCUGCGAGGAGCAAGCACUGGUCCGCUCGUUGCAACGCGACUUUGCUUUGCGCGGAGGAGCAAGUUUAUCGCCAUCAAAGCGUAAACACGUCGCCGCAGUACAGAAUGAAAUCCUCGAAUGGAGCAUGCGCGUCACAGCGGUAUUCCGAGAUGCGGAGAAAAGCCCCGGGAAGCGUUUCGGGUCCGCAAAUGUGAACAUCGCCUGGAACUCGCUCACUGCUUUGCUAAAUAAGCGAUCAGAGCUCGCACAGGUGCUAUCGUACCCAUCAUAUGCUCACUUCGUAGCUCUCGACAAGUUGCUUCGCCACCCCCAUGGCGUAGUAUCGUUUCUCAACUCAGUUUCUUCGAUGUUGAAUGAGGUGCGAAGGAAGCGCCAGCAUGAUAGCCUUUCCCUUCAACGCUCACGAUGCAGCUCGCUGGCUCGCCGACUCCAGCCAUAUCUUGGUGUUGAUUCGGUUCUAGAAGUGUUGAGCGGCUUACUCUGUGAGUUGUUUGGAAUUCGCAUUUAUCGGCUCCGUCAAAACCAAGUCAGGGGAGUCAUCUGGCAUCCAAGCGUAGAGCACGCUAUGUUGGUGGACGCGCGGAACGGGAACUUCGUCGGCGAGGUGUUUUUUGAUUUGUUUGCUCGCGAUGGCAAGAUGCCGGGAGCAGCGCACUACGCGUUACGAGGGAGUCGUCGACUACGUGAUGGCUCCAGUCAGCUGCCGAGCGCUGCCAUUGUCUGUGAUUUUCCGCCUAUAAUAAGAAAAGCGGGGAUGCAACAUUAUCAGUUGGAGACUCUCCUGCAUGAACUUGGACAUGUUUUACAUACGAUUAUGUCGAGAACGCGCUUCCAGCACCUCUCUGGAACUCGCGGUCCAAUGGAUUUUGUGGAAAUCCCGAGCCAUCUCAUGGAAAACUUUGCGUGGGAUGCUGCUUGGAUGCGCCGUUUCGCCCCAAAUGGGCCACGUCAAUUUUUGGCAGAACUUGAAGAGGCGAGACAGGAGGCCGUUGUCGCGGAGAUAGCUCUGCAGACGCCUUUCGCGGCGCUGGACCUGGCACUCCACUCCCAUGAUCAUUUUGGAUGGGGUAAUGAGGCGCGAUCGAAGAUCAAAAGAAUUAUCGCUGAGGUCGUUCGGGAAUACGGGCGCUUGGAACAAGUCUUGUAUCGGGAUGGAAUCCCAUAUAUGCCGCAUAUCAUUGGUUAUGGAGGAUGCUACUAUUCUUACCUUUUGGCAAGAAUACUCGCAGCAGAAGUAUGGAAUCGGCUGUUUCGUGAUUCCAAGUUAUCUAUGGCGGCUGCAGGGGAGCUUUUACGGAAUGGGUUUUUCCGUUUCGGCGCUUCCAAAGAACCGCGAGAAAUUCUUGCUACGGUUCUCAACGGUGAAGAACCGAGCUUCCGGGGUAUUGCGGAAGCUAUCGGCAUGGCUGAUAGCCAGUAUGCAACGCUGCCAGUUUUGGCCUCGGCAAAUCGUUCCGAAUUGUGCGCUGAACCCUCAGCUUGA
Molecule: messenger RNA, 1815 nt
Organism: Cyanidioschyzon merolae strain 10D
Lineage: Eukaryota; Rhodophyta; Bangiophyceae; Cyanidiales; Cyanidiaceae
Product: mitochondrial intermediate peptidase
Exons: 1
Coding region: 1-1815 (604 amino acids)
Biological process (GO): peptide metabolic process; proteolysis
Cellular component (GO): mitochondrion
Molecular function (GO): metalloendopeptidase activity
Source: RefSeq, a predicted model, not a curated record